Lathyrus oleraceus (garden pea) is the source of this 594-nucleotide messenger RNA. RefSeq lists its product as uncharacterized. Bases 1 to 594 code for a protein of 197 amino acids. The record is from RefSeq and is a predicted model, not a curated record. Lineage: Eukaryota; Viridiplantae; Streptophyta; Magnoliopsida; Fabales; Fabaceae. The transcript has a single exon.
AUGUUCAAAAAGAUAGAGAGUAAUAAGCCUUUCUUUGAAGCACUUGAGCAAAUGUCCAUGUACAAAAAAUUCAGGAAAGAGGUAAUCGCUGAAAAGAGACUAAUAGGAGAUGGGUCAAUAGCCAUGAAUGAAAAAUGUAGUGCAAUAUCACCAGGUAGGAAAAUCCCAAACAAGCAGAAUGAUCUUGGAGCGGUCACAAUCCCAUGCACUAUCAAAGAUAAAACUUUCAAGAAGGUACUAAUUGAUUCCAGAGCUAGUGUGAGUCUGAUGCCAUUGUCAAUCUACCAAAGGCUUGGUAUCAGAAAUGUCAGUGAUACAAGGAAAAAUCUGCAGUUUGCAGAUCACUCCAUAAAGAAUGCAUAUGGGAUAGCAGAAGACGUACUAGUGACAAUAGAGAAAUUUAGUUUUCCUGUUGAUUUUGUGAUCAUAGAUAUACCUGAGGAUGAAGAGACACCUAUCAUUCUUGGUCAACCAUUCAUGCGGACAAGUAGGUGCAAUUUCGACAUAGACCAUGGUACACUAGCUUUAAAAGUUUAUGAUGAAGAGAUAACAUUGAAUGUUCUUAAAAACAGGAAGCUAGAGGUGGAAAAAUAA